AUGGGAAUGUGGGGGUUCCUGAGAACACACCAGGGGAACCAGUACCCAGAGGGGAACCGGUACCCAGAGGGGAACCGGUACCCAGAGGGGAACCAGUACCCAGAGGGGAACCAGAACAAAGAGGGGAACCGGUACCCAGAGGGAACCAGUACCCAGAGGGGAACCAGAACCAAGAGGGGAACCGGUACCCAGAGGGAACCAGUACCCAGAGGGGAACCAGAACCAAGAGGACCCGGUACCCAGAGGGAACCAGUACCCAGAGGGGAACCAGAACCAAGAGGGGAACCGGUACCCAGAGGGAACCAGUACCCAGAGGGGAACCAGAACCAAGAGGGGACACCGGUCACACAGAGGAACCAGUACCCAGAGGGGAACCAGAACCCAAGAGGGAAAACCGUAACCCAGAGGGAAACAGUACCCAGAGGAGGAACCGUACACAAGAACCAGUACCCAGAGGGGAACCAGAACCAAGAGGGGAACCGGUACCCAGAGGGAACCAUACCCAGAUGGGAACCAGGUAAACAGAGCGAACCGUUACCCAAGAGGCGGAACGUACACAGGAGGGAACAGUACCCAGGGGAAACCGGUACACAGAGAGGAACAGUACCCAGAGGGGAAACCGGUACCACAGCAGGGAAACCGCGUAAACCCAGAGGGGAACAGUACCCACGAGGCGGACACCAGUACCCAGAGGAAACCCAGUACAUGAGGGAACCAGUACCCAGAGGGGAACCGGUACACAGAGGGGAACCAGUACCCAGAGGGAACCAGUACACAGAGGGGAACCAGUACCCAGAGGGAACCCAAGGGAACCAGUACCCAGAGGGGAACCGGUACACAGAGGGAACCAGUACCCAGAGGGGAACGGUACAACAGCAGCGGAACCAGUACCCAGAGGGGAACCAGUACCCAGAGGGGAACGAGUACCCAGAGGGAACCAGUACCCAGAGGGGAACCAGAACCAAGAGGGGAACCGGUACCCAGAGGGAACCAGUACCCAGAGGGGAACCAGAACCAAGAGGGGAACCGGUACCCAGAGGGAACCAGUACCCAGAGGAACCAGAACCAAGCAGGGGAACCGGCUACCCAGAGGCGGCAACAGUACCCAGAGGGGAACCAGAACCAAGAGGGGAACCGGUACCCAGAGGGAACCAGUACCCAGAGGGGAACCAGAACCAAGAGGGGAACCGGUACACAGAGGGAACCAGUACCCAGAGGGGAACCAGAACCAAGAGGGGAACCGGUACCCAGAGGGAACCAGUACCCAGAGGGGAACCGGUACACAGAGGGAACCAGUACCCAGAGGGGAACCGGUACCCAGAGGGAACCAGUACCCAGAGGGGAACCGGUAAACAGAGGGAACCAGUACCCAGAGGGGAACCGGUACACAGAGGGAACCAGUACCCAGAGGGGAACCGGUACACAGAGAGAACCAGUACCCAGAGGGGAACCGGUACACAGAGGGAACCGCUACCCAGAGGGGAACCAGUACCCAGAGGGGAACAGUACCAGAGGGAAAACCAUACCCAGAGGGAACCAGUACCAGAGGGGAACCCGGCUUUACCACAGAGGAACCAGCUACCCAGAGGGAACCAGUACACAGAGGGGAACCAGUACCAGAGGAACCAUACCCAGAGGGAACCAGUACCCAGCAGGAACCAGUUUUACACAGAGGGGAACCAGUACCCAGAGGGGAACCGGUACAGAGAGGGGAACCAGUACCCAGAGGGGAACCGGUACCAGAGGGAAAACCAGCUAACCCAGAGGGGAAACCGCGUACACAGAGGGAACAGUUACCCAGAGGGGGAACGGUACACCAGAGGGAACCAGUACUCCAGAGGGAACCGGUACACCAGAGGCGAAACCAGUAACCCAGAGGGGAACCGGUACCCAGAGGGAACCAGUACCCAGAGGGGAACCGGCCACUAA
Messenger RNA from Xenopus tropicalis (tropical clawed frog), 1929 nucleotides. RefSeq names its product collagen alpha-1(I) chain-like. The record is from RefSeq and is a predicted model, not a curated record. NCBI's taxonomy places the organism in Eukaryota, Metazoa, Chordata, Amphibia, Anura, Pipidae. The coding region runs from base 1 to 1929 and encodes 642 amino acids. The transcript is spliced from 4 exons.